This is a messenger RNA of Schizophyllum commune H4-8, 1956 nucleotides long. RefSeq lists its product as uncharacterized. Gene Ontology annotation, molecular function: protein binding. The coding region runs from base 1 to 1956 and encodes 651 amino acids. NCBI's taxonomy places the organism in Eukaryota, Fungi, Basidiomycota, Agaricomycetes, Agaricales, Schizophyllaceae. The transcript is spliced from 11 exons. The record is from RefSeq and is a predicted model, not a curated record.
AUGCCAGUGCAGGACCUGAAUGCGACUCCGGACCAGCCGUCGAGCCCGCGCGCUCGACGGACGCGUAAGCGCGCGUCUCGCUUGCUUCGCAUGCCGUUGGACAUCAUCUACGAGAUCCUCGCCCGUCUUGCCCCCAAGGACCUGCUCAGCAUGUCCAGGGUCACGAAGGCGUUCCGCGGCAUGCUCCUCGACCGCGCUACCGCCCAGGCCAUCUGGCGCAACGCGCUGGCUCGCGUGCCCGGCCUGCUGCCGCCUCCGAAGGGCAUGAGCGAGCCCCGGCUGGUGUACCUUAUCUACGGCACGAACUGCCAGGCGAGCGCGAUGCGUGUUCUCGCGUUUUGCGGGAGCAGCCGCAAGGUUGAUGCAUGCUUCAGCGCUCGUAUGCGCCUCUGUCCCAAGUGCGAGAAAACGCGUUUCGUGGAAUACGAGGACCUCCCGACGUAUCACAUCCUCAAACGCUUCUUUCCUGCCGGCAGCCUAGACAUGGUGAACUACAUUCCCUACAUACAGAGAAUCAACAGAGGCAGAAGGCAGGAAUUAUUCUGCGUCAGAAGCGCCGCGCGGCUCGCGCAAGAGGUGAUGGACAUGGCGACAGGAUCAAGUAAACGCAGAAUGACUAGAGACGAAAUGCAUGAACGGCAGCAGCAGAACCACUUGAGGUGGCAGUUCAACACUCGCGAGACGAAGACGCAGAGCGGGAUAGACAGAGGAGGGCCCGAGAGGCGGAGUGAGGUCAUCCGCCGCCUGAAAGCUCUGGGAUUCGAGAAAGAGCUCGCCACUUAUCCCGAUGCACUCCGACAAGCGUCCUACCUGCGCAACAAAGCAGCCAAGUCCACGAAGCCACUGUCCGACAAACAUUGGAACAGGAUGCGCGGCGUCGCUGUCGCGGAGCUCAAGAAGCUGUACCGCUUCCGCACCGUGUCAGACACGACGAAGGCCCUCGCAGCGCGCCACGAGGUCCUCGUCGACACGUACACCGACUUGCGCCGCUCGCUUCCGUUCCGCGCGCUCGUGCCCACCGUCGGGGACAUCGCGGACGCGCCCUCCGUCCGCGCCCUCCUAACGCAACCGCCCCAGCAGCCCACGCCCACGCCGGCCAUCAUGCAGGCCGCCCUCGCCGCGGUGCCGCCCGCGUUCUUCGAGGACUGGCGCACGGCGCGCGAGGACACCCUGCUCAUGAUCAUCCACUCGCGGGCCCUCAGUGACCCCUGCGCCGCGGCGGAGUUCGCGCCGGGCAACCUGACCCACGCCACGCUGCGCCUCGCCUCCACGGUGUUCAUGAACCCCAAGACCGGCGCGCUCUUCAGCUACCCGCACGUCGUCCGCGCGCCCGCGCUCGACAUGCGCCCGUCCCAGCACCCCGGCGAGCGCGGCCGGGACCCAAAGCAGCUCACGGUGCGUGCGGAGUGUGCGGGGGUCGUCCGGCGCUUGGUCGAGCUGGCGGGACUCGACCCGUGGACGACGACGGCGCUGGAGAUGGACGAGCUGGACGCGUGGUACUACUACCCGGAAGCCGACAAGCCUGGGCAGCGGCGGGCACUCUCGUGGCGCUACGUGACGAACUUGGGCGCGUGCAUGCCUGACCGCCGUUUUGAGAUCCUCGGGCCAGAGCAGAUGGCAGAGGCUCGCGCUAUUGCAGACGCGCGAGCGUGCGACGUCAAGUUUGUCGAUGGCGAUUCGCUCUGCGCGCAUUGUCAGGCGCGGUUCUUCGAGUCGGCAGCGUUAUACACGCACCUUUGCGAAGCGCACAGCAUCGCCACGCCUACAAGGAAGGACUUCAUCCUUGGUUUUGGUGUCGAACAUCCACCCGGGAAACCUGUUUUGCUGUCAAUGUCCGUCGACGCACAUAUAUAUGCUUCUAAUCCGAUGCUCCGCAAUAGCCUCCUCAUGAAACCGAACGCCUCAAGCGAAGAUGUCGAAGGAACUCAGAGGAAUAGCUUCGACGCAGAUCCUUAG